AUGUCUGUGAAUGAUGUAAAUCUGUUUUCCUCGGAGCGUUUGAAAACGUCCAUGUGCGCAGCACGGUACUUUAACGCUGAAGAAUUAUCAGAAUCUCUGGAAACCUGCGUUGACACGGUCAUAUCUUGGGCUAUGCAGUCAUCCAACCGUCCCCUCUUCGUUCUUGCACAACGGUUUCUUCGUAAUGUUUUGGCUCUCUCAUCUUUCGAGAAAAUGGUUACCGAGAAGCUGUUAGCUAAGGUAAAGAACUGUGAGUCUGUUAGCCUACUCGCCCUGCUAACGGUUUCACUUCCUACAAAAUCAUUUUCGACGACUAUGAGUUCCCGGUGGCCGCUCAUUCGGUUGGAGCUUGAACGCCAAAUGCCCUAUCAGAUGUCGAUUUCAUUCCACGCUGUCUUCAAAAUACAGGACAUCCUCAAGUGUUGGAAAAGGGGUCUCAAAGCUUUAGUGCUGGAAAAGGAUGACCCGAACUCAUCACUUCCUUAAUUGCCUUCCAACCUUGCUUACAGCUUGAUAGGAAUUCUUCAAAAGAUAGUGGAAGUAGUGUUCUACGAUACUUGGUCAUUCGCACUCAAGCCGAAGGCUCUUUGCUUUGUUGACAAUCGCAUGCAUAGGGAACUCCUUUCGCUUGUUAGUACCAUAGAUUUGACGCGUUGGAAUUUGCAUAGUUCUGAGGAAAACCCAUUUGAUUUCAACGCUCGGUGCUAUCGACUUCUGCUAUACACGAUGGCGCGCUUGUUGUUUGCCCAGGGUUAUCAUUCAAGCAUCGUGGACCACCUGGCCAUUUCAGACAAUAAUCUCGUAUCUAUAUUUUGUUCCGACGACGUAUUGCUUUUUCGAAUGCUGCUCACUCUUUUGCUAAUGGAAAAUACCGCCAUAAAAGAUGGCUUCCUCGAGGUGAUUGGGUUUGAUCACUACUGUCUAAUUGACUGGUUGGUGUCUCCCGAGACAGACUGUCUUGCCUACCUUCUGGCCUACACAAAGCGCCUAGCUGCGGCCUCCACCGAUGACGCGGAGGAGAAGCGCCGCUGGUAUCCUCCUGCGUGCUGGCUGGAGCUGCACCGUGAAGGCGUCAGAGAAGUGAUGGAGUGUCUUGCGAAGAGCCUGCAGACACUGCAUAUUGAUGGAUCCUUGCCUUUUGCUCCCGACUUACUCAUUACUCACAUCCAUAUGGCUGUAAAAGUUUUGUCUUCAAUGACUCAGGAGCAGCAGAACAUUGAGGUAGACGCUUCUCGUUUGGGCGAGAGGUGGUGCACUCUGGGGAAGUCUGGUGGCACGCAUCAUAGCUACACGACUAAGUUGCAGUACACGUUGCAAGAAACAUGGUAG
This is a messenger RNA of Hydatigera taeniaeformis, 1329 nucleotides long. The record is from the annotation of a GenBank genome assembly. Lineage: Eukaryota; Metazoa; Platyhelminthes; Cestoda; Cyclophyllidea; Taeniidae.